Molecule: messenger RNA, 765 nt
Organism: Zonotrichia leucophrys gambelii
Lineage: Eukaryota; Metazoa; Chordata; Aves; Passeriformes; Passerellidae
Product: prostasin-like
Exons: 5
Biological process (GO): proteolysis
Molecular function (GO): serine-type endopeptidase activity
Source: RefSeq, a predicted model, not a curated record
CCUCGCUCAGGUCACUGGGGGGUGGCAGCAGAAGAUGACCCAGUGCCGUGCGGGACCCCCGUGCACCGGCGCGUGGUGGGGGGCUCGGGGGCGCAGGAGGGGCAGUGGCCAUGGACGGUCAGCGUGGCCUUCAGGGGGCGCCACGUCUGCGGGGGGGCCCUGAUCGCCCCCGCCUGGGUGCUGACGGCCGCCCACUGCUUCCCGCCGGAGAACCCCCUCCCCGAGUACCGGGUGACGCUGGGGGUCCUGCAGCUCCUGUCCCCCCCCCCCGACGCCCAGGUGAGGGGCGUGGCCUCCGUCGCGCGUCACCCGGCCUAUCGCGACUAUCACGACAGCGGGCGGCGGCGGCGGGAUGAUGACGUCACGGGGGGUGACGUCAGCGGGGGCGUGGACAUGGCGGGGGAUCUGGCGCUGGCCCGGCUGGACCCCCCCGCCAGCCCCUCGCGCUUGGUACGGCCCGUGUGCCUCCCUGCUGCUGGAGUGACCUUUGACCCCGGCAUGAACUGCACCGUCACCGGCUGGGGACACGUCCGGACGGCCGUGCCGCUGCCACCGCCCAAGACGCUGCAGCAGCUGGAGGUGCCGCUGCUGAGCCGGCGCCAUUGCCGCUGCCUGUACGCGCUGGGGACAGUGACAGGGACAGGGGACACAGGGACAGGGACAGGGACAGGGACAAUGACAGGGGACACAGGGACAGAGCUGGGGACACCGGCGGGGGACACGCUGUGCGCCGGCCUGCCCCAGGGACAGCGCGACGCCUGCCAG